AUGGAGCAUAGAGAUAUAGAAGGAUGGCUCACUUCGAAACUAGAAGAGCAGUGGAGCUCUGAGCGACUAUCAUCCCAUCUCACAAAGGAUAUACUGCAGUUCUGUUUGCUAAAGUUUACAAAGAUCGAUUCAAUGAUAAGAAUGAAGUUGUUAUUCUCAUUUCUCAGUCUGAGAAAGAAACAGUUUCAAGACUUGGACAUGACAAUCAAUAUGCUACUACAGGUUGCCGAUGAGGAGGAGGAUGAAUGGCUAAGAGCUCUGGCUCAACUACUGGCGCGUAUCUCUGAGGAGAAGAUCCCCAUCAACAUGGACCUAGAACCAUUCAACAGCACCAUCAAGAAACUAUCUGAGCAAUUGGACAAAAAGGGACCGCCAAACUUCUACCCAUUAGAAUACUUGUAUUUGAAUCGCAAGGCACUGCCUGUGCCUCUGGCCAACAAUCUAACAGAGAACAAACACUUUGCCUUGAAGAAGCCGACGACAGAGUUGCCAGUGUUCAAGAAGACACUUUUCACUCCCACAUUGACAGCAUCGAAAUCAAGCAUCCCAGUGGCACCAGCCAGCAUCACACAGUCAGCAUCACUGUCGUCGUCGUCAGCAUCACUCAGCUCAUCAUUGGCAGCAGCGUCUUCAUCGUCGACCACCUCCACAUCAAACAUCACAUCGUCGUCACCAUACCUCUUGAGCGAAACCAGUCCAACGCUGAGGAAUGAGAAGCUAAAGCUGUUGCAGCAGCAGCCAUCACCUCUGAGAAAGUCAAGUCUAUUCAUACCGAGGACGCAUCAUGCAUCGGAGCACCAAUCAAUGUCAUCGUCCUCAUCGAACCUGCUCAGCAUGUCGGGUACCUCAUCGUCGUCGUCGUCGUCGCUGUCAAUGAGCGGCCAUCACAGUCUGGCGAGCAGUAGUGGCGGCAGUGCAAUGGAAAAGAGAGGAGUCCAGAAGAAGACCAAGAUGCACAUGAUAUCACUGGAUCAGGUGCGAGAGAUCACAACACAGACCACCACGACAAAGAAGAGGAGGCAAUCAAUCAAUGAAGAAGGUAGUGGAAGCUCAAGUGGAGGAGUGACAGAUGAGAAACCACAACAACAGCAACAGUCGACUCAGCAACAACAACAACACAUUACACAACAACACUUUAAUGAGCCAAUCAAUGACUUAUCAUCAUCCAACAACAAUAUUAGUAACAAUGGUAACAUUGAGAUGAACACUCAAGUACAGGCACUUCAUGAACAACAGCAGCAGCAGCAGCAGCAGCAACAACUACCACCUCAACAAGAUGAGACAAAGAUAAAGAAGAAGAAGAAGGAAAAGGCUAAUGCAGAGACUGCUGAACAGAAGAAAGAGAGGAAGGAGAAAGAGAAGAAAGAGAAAGAGAAGAAGGAGAAGAAGGAGAAAAAGGACAAGAAGAAGGAGAAGGAGAAAGAGAAGGAGAAGAAGAAGAAGGAGAAGGAGAAGGAAAAGAAGAAAAAGGACAAGGACAAGGAUAAGGACAAGCCAAAGGUGGAGAAGGUCAAGGAGGUCAAGGAGAAGAGGAAGAAGGACAAGGACGACUCAGAGGCCGCCACAAAGAAACAAAAGGUCACGCGAAAGAAGAAGGCGGGCGCCGAGUCAACGCCUACAAUGAAGAGCGAGGAUGAUUUCUCAUCGCCAGUGGUCACGGCGGACACUGCAUCAUCCAAUGUAAACUAUCAACAACAUCAUCAUCUACAUCAACAACCACAACUUCAGAAUGUCAGAGGUGGCGAGGACCUCAGUGGUCUAUCAUCGUUGAUGAAUGCACUGGAGCAGAAUGGAUCACUGCCACUGGAGCCACAAUACAUGUUACAUCGAUCGACUGCUCAACAUCAAUCAACUGAAGCGUUCCAAUCACAACAACAACAACAACUUCAUCAUCUUCAACAACAACAACAGCCAUUCCAACAACAACAUUUCCAGCAGCAUCAACAACAACCAUUUAUGCAGUACCAACAACAACAACAACAACAUAUCUUCAACAACUACAACUACAACAACAACAACAACAACAGGCGGCGGCAGCUGUUGCCAAACAACCAUCACUGGAAGGAAUAUUGGACACAGCCUCACAUCUGA
Molecule: messenger RNA, 2091 nt
Organism: Acytostelium subglobosum LB1
Lineage: Eukaryota; Evosea; Eumycetozoa; Acytosteliales; Acytosteliaceae
Exons: 4
Coding region: 1-2091 (696 amino acids)
Source: RefSeq, a predicted model, not a curated record